Molecule: messenger RNA, 2012 nt
Organism: Periophthalmus magnuspinnatus
Lineage: Eukaryota; Metazoa; Chordata; Actinopteri; Gobiiformes; Gobiidae
Gene: clec3bb
Product: C-type lectin domain family 3, member Bb
Exons: 3
Coding region: 40-642 (200 amino acids)
Source: RefSeq, a predicted model, not a curated record
CCACGUUGAAGCUGCCUCAGAAACUGAAAAAGACUAAAGAUGGAGCUAAGAGGAGCGUGUGUUCUGCUGGGGCUGCUGCUGCUGCUGAACAGCUCUGUGCAGCAAAACCCAAUCAAGAAGAAACCAGUCAAGAAAGAUGUGACCAAAGAUUCAGCAAUUGAGAAUCUACAGAAACAGAUCAAUGACAUCGUCCUGGAGAUGAACUUACUAAAGGAGCAACAGGCUCUCCAAACAGUUUGUUUGAAAGGCAUAAAAAUCCUCAACAAGUGCUUUUUGGUUGACUUGGUGAAGAAGAGGUACCACACUGCCAGCGAGGACUGUAACCAAAUGGGAGGGGUCCUGGCCGCACCUCUGUCCAGCUCUGAAAAUGACCAACUUCGGGACUAUGUUCGUCAGAGCUUGGGGCAGGAUCAGCAGAUCUGGUUGGGAAUCAAUGACAUGAUUACAGAGGGGGACUGGAUGGACCAAACAGGGGUGAAAAUCACAUACAAAAACUGGGACAUGUCCAACUAUAGGUCCCCCCAACCAGAUGGAGGUAUGUCCCAAAACUGCGCCGUCCUGUCAGCAGCGUCCAACGGGAAGUGGUUUGACGAAAACUGUCGAGAGGAGAAAGCCUCUGUCUGUCAGUUUAACAUUGUCUGAAAAUAUUUGGGGUCAAGAGUUGUACAACCGCAUUUUGUAAUAAGACAUAGUUUUACAAUGUAAAAAAAUCUGUUAUUUUUGUAAUUAAAUCAAAAUUUAAUUUGCUGAAUUUUGUAAUAAACUUUGUCAACAAAUUAUCUAUUGCAUUUUGAGUAAUUCAUAUUGAAAAAAAUAUUACAAAGUGCAGUUUUAUGACUAGAACUGAACUAGAUCAGUGUAAUGAUACUAAAAUGUUAAAGUCAAAACCACAAUAGACAAUACAAUGUCAUUUUUAACAUGAAAUAUUUGUAGUUUCUUUUAUAUUGACAUGUGGACCAAUAUCGAUGAAGACCUUUCUAAAAGAGGUUAUGAAACAUCCAAUUUGCUCUGUGAUUUUUGAUUUUUUGGCAUUGCCAAAAUUUUCAAUACUUGUUUUAGUAUCAUUUGGUAAUAGUAUGUGAAAAAUUAGAAUACAUUUAGGAAGUUUUGUUACAUAAUCUAACAUUAUUACAAAAUGUGGUUGCACAACAAUGAGUUCACACCAGAGGCUAAAGUGUCCAGGAAAAUUCAUAGUCUAUCAAGCUCAAUUACAGAGAAUUAGAUACUGUAUUACAGGAUAGUAUUAUGUGUAACCUGCUAAUAUAUGUGUAUGUUGACGAUUUAAACAAGUGAUUCAAGAUUUUAUAUGAUUGCAAUUACAAAAGACGCAAUUCUCAAACCACUUUUGCCUUUAGUGAAGUCAAGGUCUUAUUUAUUCUCCACUUAAUGCAGUUCUAGCACUUUCUGUACUCUUCACUAAUUUGGCUGACGUUGUUUCAAAGCAAUUGUUUUAAAGUUGAAACCAAAGUGAACUGUCUAAAUGUCACUAUGAUUUAUAUAAUGAAGAAGUGAGGUGUAAUUUGGUGUCCUUUUGUGGUUGAAGAGUACAGAGCACAUGGUUUGGUCUAGAAGUGUCCUUACUGUUCUUAAGAUUUCUCUUUAAACGCUUGAUUAAAAAAUUUAAACUGUCUGCAGUGCCAAGUGUGUUAAGAUGUUGGCAUCUUUCACAACUGGGAUUAAAAGUAAAAUAAUCCACAGUACAAAUCCAAAAACUAAAAAACUGAAUAUUGACAAUUUUCUUAUAUUAAGAAAAUGCUACACAAUUUGGAAUGUUUCAUCUCUCCAGUCCAAACAUUUACCAAAACAAUAUUACUGCUUUAGUAACAAAAUCAAACUAAAAGUUCUGAAAAAUGUAGACAUCUCAGAAAUAUCCCAGUUUGGCAAAUCUAAAAGUACUCUUGUUAAAAUAUAUGUAUUUAUUAGUUGCAUGGAGUCAACAACUCAUCUCAGUUCAAUCUUAUGCUAUGCUUUUUAUGUACUUUUCAGUGUUUUCUCAAUAAACUCUAUAAAAG